Messenger RNA from Fundulus heteroclitus (mummichog), 2515 nucleotides. RefSeq lists its product as uncharacterized. The transcript is spliced from 5 exons. Bases 116 to 1735 code for a protein of 539 amino acids. NCBI's taxonomy places the organism in Eukaryota, Metazoa, Chordata, Actinopteri, Cyprinodontiformes, Fundulidae. The record is from RefSeq and is a predicted model, not a curated record.
CAAGCAGGGACUCACUGAUAGACCACUCUGCUUCCAGUUCUGGGGCUGACACACUCUCCCACAUCCCCACACCCAGUGUAUCCUUUACAGCUGAGGAAGCACACACCAAACAGCAAUGGCAGUCCAGUUAAGAGUCAUUUUACAAGAACACAGCAUUAAGAAGUUGACACUUCCAACAGGAAUUCCCAAUACAGUAGACGAUCUUGUUUCCAUAAUUACUGAAACUUUCCAAUUGCAUGGGGAAUAUGGACUACUAUACCAAGACAAAGACUUUGACAAUCAGUUUUUCAGUGUCACCUCAACUGCUGACUUGUAUGACAAGGCCACUGUUAAAAUGAUCCUAAAAGAGCCUAACAUCACCCUUGACCUACACCCAAUAUUUGAAUCAGGACCAUCAUCUACAUUGAGCUCUUUGAGUUCUGUGAGCACCCAUCCUGCAAGUACUCCUGAAACAAAUAUCUGCCCUGAAGAUCAUGAUGCAUCCUCACAGGUGUCCGACUCCACAUCGUCAGGUUCCAGCGACACCAUUAUUCUGCCUGAUUCAUGUCGCCUUGCUGCAUGGCCAGUGCCAUUUCAAGUACCUGAGUUUUCCAGAGACAUACAACUAAUCCUUGCAGAGGCAAACAACUCAUAUCAUGCCACUGGAAGACACUUCACGGAUGCCAGCGUUAAAUCAGCAAUAAUGCAAGACCUUGCAAAAGUAAUUUUUUCGUACACUGCUUACCCAACGAAUCAGCAGAUCCUUUCAGUGGCUGAAGCCUUGGUUUCCAAGUUUCCAUGUCUUAGGGAACCAGGAUCAUUUGCAGGCUUAUAUGGCUGGCAGCAGCGCAUAAAAUACAAGAUGCACAAUUACCGGGCCAAGCUAAGAUCUCGAAAAUAUUCUUACCCGGAAAUUGAAAUCAACACCUUAAGAAGGAAGCAUCCAGCUGAUGCAGUGCCAUCAAAAAAUGUAAAAAAGCCCAAAAAAGCAGAGGUUAAUUACCUCCCUCCGCACCCUACUGGUGAAAGCCAAGAGACACUGGAGAAAGAGAGGCUUGAAUUAACUUGUGAAAUAACAAAGAAAAACAAUGCAAAGAUAAUUGCAGAUAAAAUGAAUAAAACUUUCUCUAGCCGAAGAGUUGAAGUAGUCAGCCUAAGCCCCUCUGUGAUUGUGUUUAAAGAAAGGUGGCCAGCGUUAUUCACUGAAGCUCAGAUCAAGGAAGAGUUCAGACGUAUCACAACAGUUUCUUUGGAGGAGACGUUCAUGCUAAAGCUUGAUGAGUACACACCAGGUCUUCUGCAGCUUAUGCGUGCUAAAGGAGGGGCUGCUGGUUCCAAGAUGCACCCUCUGUUGGACACUAUAAAUGACACACAGAGCAUUGAGAAAAAAAGGGAUGCAGUUGUCUGCUGCCUCAUUAACUACCUUGGUGAAAGACAAGAAGAUCUUUUCCAUGACUGCCAGGGAUGUGAGGACUACACAGACAAAACAAUGAAGGUGAUCGUGAUGCACAACAUCAUGGCUGAGGAGGAUCCAUCAGAUGUGUCGAUUGUGAUUGAGGGAAACCAAGUGAUGGAAGGAUGUGGAAGCCGAACAAAGGCAUGUGUACUGCUGAUGGGACUGAUAUAUGCCCUCAACCUUGACUAUCCAAAGCAGCUGAAGAACACAUUUGAAGCUUUUCAAAAACUCUUUUUGGAACUUGAUGGGGAGAAACUACUGAAGAAGGUUCACAGCCUCAAAAACAAGCUCAUGCAAUAGACAUACAUUUCCCUCUUGUUCCAAGAGGAUCUUUUGUCUGGACAGAGAGUUUUAAUGGAGUAUAGUUUUAUAUUUUUGUUCUCUUCCGUCCUCUGCUCCACACACAGACACAGAAAUAUAUGUACAGAUGGAUACAUAGGUAUGUUGCAGCCUCUCUCAGCCCACUCCAUUGUUCUCUGAUUUCUCCACAUUGACAGAAAUGGAAAAGCAAUAGAAACUGGCCAGUCUGGUUAAUACCUCUGAGUGAAUCCUAAAGAAUUUUGAACUCACCCUCUUUCCCUCCCCAUUUGUUUUUUUAUUUUAUUCUCAUCCUGUCUCUGAGAGUGAGAGCAAGCGCAGAAACUAAAGAAUGUUGAUUUUCUGAUCUGUCUUUAUCUGUCUUUAUCCAGAUGUUUGAUACUGUACCAAUUAUCCAGAAAGAACAUUUGAAGCCAUUAGCUUAGUGCGCUAUAAAACUGGUUUAUUCAUUGAAAUGUUGUGUGAUGCUGUGUACUGCACUUACUUCAUUUUUUGAUAAUUUAGUGUAUUAUUGCUGCAUAUAAACAGGGCAGUUCAGUUAUUUGUUGUGUAUUAAUACACCUGCAGAUCUGCAGAUUUGCUCAGUCACUGUUGUGUGAGGCUGAAGAAACACAAGUAAGAGAUUACAGGAAAAUCUUCAUGUAAUUGGACACCUUCAUGUAAUAACACAGGUUCAUUAUUUGAAAUAUUGUGUGACACUGUUGUGCUGCAGUUUAUUCUGUGUUUUUGAUGACUUUAUGCAUUAAAAACAAUGAGAAGGUG